AUGGAGGAGACUUCGAACGAUUUCAACAUUUUCAACGCGAACCCGUCCAAUUCGAGCAAUAAAGAAGUCAUGGAUAACUCAGAAGAUACACAACCGACAGUGAGUUUUGACCCGGAAUCAAUGUAUUACAAUAUGUCCGGAGAUAAAUACUUGAUUAUCUUCAAUCAUUACACCUUCAAGAAAACCAAAUACUUUCAAUAUAAACAGCCCUCGACAAGAAACGGUACAUUUGAAGAUGUCAAAAGUUUAAAGGAUUUAUUCGAAGGUCUAUCUUACAAUGUUACAACUUACACCGAUCUUGUCUAUGAAGAUAUUUUAAAUAGAGUUGCUGAAUUUUGCAAGCGCGAUCAUAGCAAGACCUCAUGUGUUAUUGUGACGAUCCUGACACAUGGCGAUAGCGGCGAAGUAUUCGCUGCCGACCAACCAUACAAGAUCAGCGACCUCACUAAUAUGAUUGAGAAUGCUCAUCACACGCUAGUCGGCAAGCCUAAGAUCUUUUUUGUUCAGGCAUGCCGUGGUCCCUUUAUGGAUGAGGGCAGAACAGUGGUGCUGGAUGGUGAAAGCAGGGGCGUCUUACGCCUUCCAACGCAUUCGGACUUCCUCUUCUUACAUUCUUCUGUUGACGAGCUUGUGACUCGUGUUCCAGUGCUUAGUACAAUUUCGAGAUUAUUUGCUGUAUUUUCAUUUAAAAAACUCAGAAAAAGAAGAGGUUAUCUUUCCUACCGUGAUUCAAGAGGAUCGUGGCUAAUCCAGACACUGUGCGAAAUCAUUAGAAAGAAUCACAAGGAAAUCGAUCUACUGCAUAUGAUCACGAUGGUGAACAAAAGCAUUGCAUAUGCGAAGAGUACGUACACGCCCAAAUGUCAGGAGACCAACAAUAAAAAGCAGAUGACCGAAACUAGGUUUACUUUAACUAAGUUAUUUAUGUUUGAAAAGUAG
This is a messenger RNA of Bombyx mandarina (wild silkworm), 939 nucleotides long. RefSeq names its product ICE protein (gene ICE). The record is from RefSeq and is a predicted model, not a curated record. Lineage: Eukaryota; Metazoa; Arthropoda; Insecta; Lepidoptera; Bombycidae. Gene Ontology annotation, cellular component: cytoplasm. Gene Ontology annotation, molecular function: cysteine-type endopeptidase activity. Gene Ontology annotation, biological process: positive regulation of neuron apoptotic process; proteolysis; apoptotic process.